Molecule: messenger RNA, 13420 nt
Organism: Patiria miniata (bat star)
Lineage: Eukaryota; Metazoa; Echinodermata; Asteroidea; Valvatida; Asterinidae
Exons: 56
Coding region: 234-12146 (3970 amino acids)
Molecular function (GO): calcium ion binding
Source: RefSeq, a predicted model, not a curated record
CUCAGUCAUGCGGUUUUGACCAAUGAAGAUGCCGGGUGUUUGGGCGUGUCUUGUGCUGAUGUGACACUGCUUCCAUCUGUAUGUCACGCGUUCAUUCGGGGUCUGCCAAUUGGAGAGAGAGGUGGUUCCCAUUCAACUCCCUGGAAAGAUAUCUUCACAAGCGGGAACUGCUCUGAUAUCUGACGGGGGAACUUUCUUUGCACGCCGUGGGUGGAUUUCGUCACCGUUCCACCAUGGAGCGAACACUGAUUACAGUAGUAAUCUCCAUGGUUCUCGUGGCACAUCAGACUCUGGCUCAAGAGUGUGCCACGAAUUUGUGCCAAAAUGGAGAAAAAUGCUUCACCCGAAAUAGCGCCGAGGGCUACGUCUGUGAGUGCAACCUUCCCUUCAGAGACAACUACAAUUGUGCCACGGGUCCAGACAACCAAGAGGUUUUCACCUGUUACGGCCCUACCUGUACCUCAGGGCUCUUUCAGAGCUUGAAUUACCCCCAGGCCUACCCGAACCGCUACCGGGCUCUCUACUUGCUCUACAUCCCCGGCGCCAACGGGAUCUCGUUCACCUUUGACGAGGUCUUCGGGAUCGAGACCGACAAAGACGAGCUGUACGUGGGCAGAGGCCUCUCAGUCGACUUCUCCGCGCUGAACAGCAUUGACACGGCCGACGUGCGUUUCUUUGAGGGCUUCGCCACACCAGACGGUUUCACCAUCGAUAAUACGGACGCCGUUUGGAUGUACUUCAUCACAGAUAAGAAUUUGGAGUUUAGCGGCUUCUCCAUUAGAUAUCAAAUGGUGGACAAUGACGUGCCGGUCAUCAGCAACUGUCCCAACAACCAGGCAGUGACGACCACCAGUUUGGCCGGAGCCCAGGUCUUCUGGAAUGCACCUACUGCCACCGAUGCCUCGCAGGUGGCCACUUCGUCCACUCACAACCCUGGAGACGUGUUCCCGAUCACGACGACCCAAGUCACGUACACCUUCACCGAUGAAUUUGGCAACUUUGCCCAGUGUAGCUUCAGCGUGACAGUGCAGUUUUCGGAUAACACACCCCCGGUUGUCUCUGGAUGCCCGAGCAGCUUCUCCGUGACGACGUCCUCUACGGCUGGAGGUCAGGCCUUCUGGACGGCCCCAACCGCGACGGAUAUCUCCCAAGUCUCUACGACGUCCACUCAUUCUCCCGGUGCCACGUUCCCAGUCGGUACCACUACCGUCACCUACACCUUCACUGACGCUUCGGGAAAUGUUAAUCGCUGCAUAUUUGAUGUGACGAUCCAGUUUGUUGACAACACUGUGCCGACGAUCACCAACUGCCCCCAGUCCUUCACUAGGACGGCACCCUUUGGCUCAACGUCCAUUCCCGUCACCUGGACUGAACCAACGGCCACCGAUAAUGUUGGGACGCCGACCCUCACCAUACGCAAUCCGGCACCGGGCAGUUCGUUCAACGUUGGACAAACGACCACCGUCCUGUACAGAUGGACUGACGCUAACGGCAACUUUGCAGAGUGCACGUUUGACGUCACUGUUAUUGCGCUCAGUGACAACACUCUCCCCGUUGUGACUUUCUGCCCCGACGACAUUACAAGGUUUGUGCCAUUCCAGAGCACCGGUGUCACGGUCACCUGGAAUGAGCCAACGGCGACAGAUAACUCCGGGUCAGUUACGACGACUCAAACGCACAUUUCGGGUGCCUUCUUUCAAACGGGUUCCAGCACGGUCGUCAUGUACACGUUUAGGGACGCCAGCGGCAACGAGGCAAUGUGCGAGUUCAACGUUCGCAUCUUCCAGCAGAGUGAUACUGUGCCGCCAGUGAUCGUCUCAUGCCCAGAAAACCAGGCGAUUAGUGUUGCAUUUGGUAGCGCCGGCUCGUCCGUGUUCUGGAACGAACCAGUGGUGACAGACAACUCCGGAUCCUUUUCUUUAACGCAGACUCACACAUCCGGUGAUUUUUUCAAUGUAAAUACGCAGACUGAUGUCUUGUACGUUUUCACCGAUGCUGCGGGCAAUGAAAAUCGGUGUUCAUUCACCGUGACGGUGACAUCACAAGGUGAUACUUCUCCACCUGUGAUUACCUCUUGUCCGUCGGACCAGACCCAGUUUGUGCCGUUCCUCACCAGCGGCACCACCGUCAGUUGGUCUGAGCCAGUCGUGUCGGACAACUCGGGCAAUUUUGAAACCAUCCAAACUCGUGCCUCGGGAUCGUUCUUCACGGUUGGCGACACUCCGGUCACUUACACAUUCCGGGAUGCGGCCAACCUCGAAGCCACGUGCACAUUCACUGUCAGGGUCAUUCAACUUGGUGACUCUGAGCGCCCAGUUGUCUCGGUCUGUCCCGCAAACCAAGCCAUCACUGUGCCCUUCCAAAGCGCUGGGAACAUCGUGACUUGGACCGAGCCCACAGUCACCGACAACUCCGGGGCCUUCAAUACGCAACAGACGCAUAAUUCCGGUGACUUCUUUAACGCCAACACGCAGACCGACGUCAGGUACACAUUCACGGAUGCAGCCGGCAACGAGGCCACCUGUACUUUCACGGUGACCGUUAUUCAACAAGGUGAUAACGAACGCCCUGUUGUGACCUCCUGUCCCCAAGACAUCACCCAGUUUGUUCCCUUUCUGAGCACCGGUACCACGGUAACGUGGACCGAGCCAAUCGUUUCAGACAACUCCGGCGCUUUUGACACCAUUCAGACGCGCGCCUCGGGAUCAUUCUUCCCAGUUGGCGAGGAAACGGUCACCUACACGUUCCGUGACGCAGCUAACAAUGAAAACGAGUGUAUGUUUGUCGUGAGAGUCAUUCAGCAAGGGGAUAACGAAGUACCAAUGGUCACUGUUUGCCCGCAAAACAUCGCCAUGUCUGUCCCCUUCCUGAGCACCGGAACGAUAGUCUCUUGGAAUGAGCCCACAGUCACCGACAACUCCGGAGCCUUCACGACGCAACAGACGCACAGUUCUGGAGAGUUCUUUGCUACCAACACACAGACCCAGGUUCAGUACACAUUCAGAGAUGCUGCUGGCAACGAGGCCUUCUGUUUGUUCACUGUGACUAUAACAUCACAAGGUGAUACUUCUCCACCUGUGAUUACCUCCUGUCCGUCGGACCAGACCCAGUUUGUGCCGUUCCUCACCAGCGGCACCACAGUCAGUUGGACUGAGCCGGUCGUGUCGGACAACUCGGGCAAUUUUGAAACCAUCCAAACCCGUGCCUCGGGAUCGUUCUUCACGGUUGGAGACACGCCGGUCACUUACACAUUCCGGGAUGCGGCCAACCUCGAAGCCACGUGUACAUUCACUGUCAGGGUCAUUCAGCUCGUCGACACCGAGCGCCCAGUUGUCUCGGUCUGUCCCGCAAACCAAGCCAUCACUGUGCCGUUCCAGAGCGCUGGAAACGUUGUGACUUGGACCGAGCCCACAGUCACCGACAACUCUGGAGCUUUCAAUACGCAACAGACGCAUAAUUCCGGUGACUUCUUUAACGCCAACACGCAGACCGAAGUUAGAUACACAUUCACGGAUGCAGCCAGCAAUGAGGCCAUCUGUACGUUCACCAUAACUGUAAUUGAACAAGGUGAUAACCAACGCCCUGUUGUGACCUCCUGUCCCCAAGACAUCACCCAGUUUGUUCCCUUUCUGAGCACCGGUACCACAGUAACGUGGACCGAGCCAAUCGUUUCAGACAACUCCGGCGCUUUUGACACCAUUCAGACACGCGCCUCGGGAUCAUUCUUCCCAGUUGGCGAGGAAACAGUCAUCUACACAUUCCGUGACGCAGCAAACAACGAAAAUGAGUGUUCGUUUGUCGUGAGAGUCAUUCAGCAAGGCGAUAACGAAGUACCAAUGGUCACUGUUUGCCCGCAAAACAUCGCCAUGUCUGUCCCCUUCCUGAGCACCGGAACGAUAGUCUCUUGGAACGAGCCCACAGUCACUGACAACUCCGGAGCCUUCACGACGCAACAGACGCACAGUUCUGGAGAGUUCUUUGCUACCAACACACAGACCCAGGUUCAGUACACAUUCAGGGAUGUUGCUGGCAACGAGGCCUUCUGUUUGUUCACUGUGACUAUAACAUCACAAGGUGAUACUUCUCGACCCGUGAUAACUUCCUGUCCGUCGGACCAGACCCAGUUUGUGCCGUUCCUCACCGGCGGCACCACCGUCAGUUGGACCGAACCGGUCGUGUCGGACAACUCGGGCAAUUUUGAAACCAUCCAAACCCGUGCCUCGGGAUCAUUCUUCACGGUUGGCGACACUCCAGUCACUUACACAUUCCGGGAUGCGGCCAACAACGAAGCCACUUGUUCAUUCACUGUCAGGGUCAUUCAGCUUGGCGACAGCGAGCGACCAGUUAUCGUGGUCUGUCCCCCAAAUGAGGCCAUCACUGUGCCAUUCCAGAGCGCUGGAAACGUUGUGACUUGGACCGAGCCCACAGUCACCGAUAACUCUGGAGCCUUCACUACGCAACAGACGCAUAAUUCCGGUGACUUCUUUAACGCCAACACGCAGACCGAAGUUAGGUACACCUUCACGGAUGCCGCCGGUAACGAGGCCGUCUGUAUGUUCACCAUUACCGUAAUUGAACAAGGUGAUAACCAACGCCCUGUUGUGACCUCCUGUCCCCAAGACAUCACCCAGUUUGUUCCCUUUCUGAGCACUGGUACCACAGUAACGUGGACCGAGCCAAUCGUUUCAGACAACUCCGGCGCUUUUGACACCAUUCAGACGCGCGCCUCGGGAUCAUUCUUCCCAGUUGGCGAGGAAACGGUCACCUACACGUUCCGUGACGCAGCUAACAACGAAGAAGAGUGUACAUUUGUCGUGAGAGUCAUUCAGCAAGGGGAUACUGACCGACCCGUUGUCAGCGUCUGCCCAGAGAACAGGGCCCUGGAGGUUCCCUUUCAAAGCACCGGAACCGCGGUAUCAUGGAACGAGCCCACAGUCACCGACAACUCUGGAGCCUUCACGACGACGCAGACGCACAAUUCUGGAGACUUCUUUAACGUCAACAUGCAGACCCAGGUUCAGUACACAUUCACCGACGCUGCCGGCAACUUUGCCGUCUGUGUGUUCACCAUUACAGUGACACAGCUAGGUGAUUCUGUCCCCCCUACGAUAACUUCCUGUCCGUCGGACCAGACCCAGUUUGUGCCGUUCCUCACCAGCGGCACCACCGUCAGUUGGUCCGAGCCGGUCGUGUCGGACAACUCGGGCAAUUUUGAAACCAUCCAAACUCGCGCCUCGGGAUCGUUCUUCACGGUUGGCGACACUCCGGUCACUUACACAUUCCGGGAUGCGGCCAACCUCGAAGCCACGUGCACAUUCAUUGUCAGGGUCAUUCAGCUUGGUGAUAAUGAAUCGCCAAUGACGGUGGUUUGUCCGGAGAGCAUGUCAAUCACUGUGCCAUUCCAGAGCGCUGGAAACGUUGUGACUUGGAUCGAGCCCACAGUCACCGACAACUCUGGAGCCUUCACGACAGAACAGACGCAUAAUUCUGGUGACUUCUUUAACGCCAACACACAGACCCAGGUUCAGUACACAUUCAGGGAUGCUGCUGGCAAUGAGGCCUUCUGUAUAUUCACUGUGACUGUUAUUGAACAAGGUGAUAAUAUUCCACCCGUUGUGGCCGUCUGUCCUAAUGACAUAACCGAGUUUGUUCCCUUCCUGAGCACCGGCACCACGGUAACGUGGACCGAGCCAACUGUUACCGACAACUCCGGCGCUUUUGACACCAUUCAGACGCGCGCCUCGGGAUCAUUCUUCGUAGUUGGCGAGGAAACAGUCACCUACACGUUCCGUGACGCAGCUAACAACGAAAAUGAGUGUAUGUUUGUCGUGAGAGUCAUUCAGAUAGGAGACUCAAUCCCCCCUGAAGUCACCAGUUGUCCAGACAGCAUGGCCGUGAGCGUUCCCUUCCAGAGCACCGGUACUGCCAUCACCUGGACCGAGCCAAUCGCGGUUGACAACUCCGGAGCCUUCACGACAACCCAGACGCACAAUUCUGGAGACUUCUUUGGCGCCAACACUCAGACUGAGGUUCGCUACACGUUCAGGGAUGCGGCCGGGAACGAGAAUUUCUGUGUGUUCACUGUGACUGUGACGGAGCUAGGGGACACAACCCGUCCUGUUGUGACCCAAUGCCCAACGGACAUCACCGAAUUUGUUCCCUUCCUGACGAGUGGCACGGUCGUCACUUGGAACGAGCCUAUUGUCUCCGACAACUCCGGUAAUGUUGGUACGACCCAGAACCGCGCCUCCGGUUCCUUUUUUGCAACCGGAAUCGAAACCGUGGUGAUGUACACGUUCACUGACGCAGCUGGAAACGAGGCUAUCUGUUCAUUUAUCGUCAGGGUGAUUGAACUUGGUGAUAAUGUGGAUCCAGUGGUCGUCUCUUGCCCACCGGCCAUUUCCAUCAAUGUGCCCUUCCAGACCCCAGGAGCCACUGCAACUUGGGAAGAGCCGGUUGUCACCGACAACUCCGGCGCCUUCACGCCCACCCAGACGCACACCUCUGGAGACUUCUUUAACGCCAACUCGCAGACCCAAGUGACCUAUUCCUUCACCGACGCAGCUGGCAACCAGGCCUUGUGCAUGUUCACUGUGACUGUGACAGAACUAGCUGACGACGUGCCACCUGAGGUCAGAUGCCCACCCAGCAUCAACGAAAUUGUUCAGUUUGGCGCCGGUGGAGCCGUCAUCACCUGGGCGCUCCCGACGGUCACGGACAACUCGGGGGCCUUCAGUCUAGUCGAGACUACCAACAAUCCCAACACCUUCCUGCCGACUGGGCAGACCACUGUAACCUACCGAUACAGGGACGCCGCCGGAAACGAGAACACUUGCAGUUUCCUCGUCAAUAUUGUGGAAGUCGACACCAUCCCCCCAGUCCUUCAGACCUGCCCGAGCAACAUCGUCGAUCAGGUCCAAUUUGGGUUCAGCGGCAAGACCGUGACGUGGAACGAGCCCACCGCCGUCGACAACACGGGACAGCAGGUCAUCAUCUCCCAGAGAAACUUCCAGCCUGGGGAUUUUUUCCCCGUCGGCGAAACGACCGUCAUGUACACUCUGAUGGACCCGUCUGGAAACGAAGUGAGGUGCCUGUUCACUGUCACAAUUAUUGCCGUGGAUACCGUUGAUCCUGUGGUCGUGAACUGCCCUGCAGGCAUCACCCGAACCAUCCUGACGGGAACCGGGCCGAUUGCCGUCCAGUUUACCGAGCCGGUAGCGACGGACAACACAGGCGUUGUCAACUUGGUCUUUAACUCCCACAACUCCGGGGAUCUCUUUUCAGCUGGCGAAACCGGAGUCACUUUCCGUUUCGAGGACGAGGCCGGCAACUUCGCCAAUUGCAUAUUCACGGUCAUCGUCAAUGAAGCCAAUCCCUGUCUGUCCCAGCCCUGUUUGAAUGGUGGAGCAUGUAUCGCAGAAACACUGACGUCCUACCGUUGCUUGUGUACCGAAUGUUUCUCCGGCGAUCGUUGCGAACAAUCUGUGAAUGCCUGUGAUGGCAACACUUGCCAGAAUGGUGCGGUCUGUGGGGCACUGUCGGGCUCCUGUACUCAGUAUGACUGCCUGUGCUCGACCUGCUUCACUGGACAAUUCUGCGAACGCAAUGUGGACAGCUGUGAGAACAACCAAUGUGCCAAUGGCGCGGUCUGCGUGAGCAGCGAUAACUGCGUUGAGUAUACCUGCCAGUGCCCGCCGUGCUUUGCUGGACGUUUCUGCGACAUCCCAAUUUCUGCGUGUGCCACUCACAACUGCGGGAACGGAGGAGUCUGCGUCCCAGCCUCCAAUCCUAACAACAUCUACGCCUGCUCUGAGUACACGUGUUCCUGCACCGGCUGCUUUAGCGGUGAAAGAUGCGAAGUCCAGCGUGACGCUUGCAAUCCCAACCCUUGUCUCAAUGGUGCUGAUUGCUCUGUCCUGUCCGACAAUUGCUACUCCUACACUUGCCAGUGCAACGGCUGCUUUAGUGGCUACAACUGUGAAAUCCCGAUCAGCUCACCGUGUGAGCAGAACCCUUGUCAGAAUGGUGGAGUCUGCAGCGUCAUUCAGGGCACGUGCUCGUCGUACGCCUGCUCAUGCCCCAACACUCACAUUGGUGUCAACUGCGAAAUCCCUGUGAUUGUUAAUCCCAACCCUUGUAACAGCUUCCCAUGUCUGAACGGCGCUAGCUGUCUCACAAUGGAUUCAACCAACUACAUUUGCCUCUGCGCUCCUAGCUACGUCGGUCAGAACUGCCAGUCUACGAGAGUCGGUGUGCCAUCCUUGGAUAGGUGCACUGAUAACCCCUGUCAGAACGGUGCUACCUGUUACAACAGUUACAACAGCAACUCGGCAAACAUCCUGGUCUCGCAGUACAGCUGCAAGUGUGCUAACGGCUUCACCGGAGCCAACUGUGCCAUCACCACCGAGCAGGAUGUCGUGGGUCCCAGUCCCAUCCUUGAAGCGAUUUUAUCCAACCUUCAAACGGGAGUUGACAAUCCUUCGUUGGAUAUCUGCUCGCUGCCAGACAGGCCCCCUUGUGAGCAAGGAGCUUCCUGUUCCAACGCCUUCCACAGCUACGACAACGACGUCGAUUACAUCUGCAACUGCCCGAUCGGAUUCAUCGGACACAACUGCGAGACAGUCAGCACUAAUCCAUGUAACAGUAACCCAUGCAGGAAUGGCGCCCAGUGCCAACCAUUCAACACUUACUACGUGUGCCAGUGCACUACUGGUUACGCAGGCUCGACUUGUGAAAUCCCAGUUGGAGACAACAUCGACCCCGUCAUCGAUAACUGCCCCGACUCCGUCACGCGAAACAUCGCAUUAGGCAGCAGCAGCGUGGUCACCUGGACGACCCCCACGGCCACCGACAACUCCGGCACGGCGUUCCUGAUCUUCAGCUCUCACAACUCCGGAUUCAACUUCCCCGCCGGCACGACGCCCGUCACCUACGUGUUUUCCGACAGCAGCAUGAACUAUGCCACCUGCACAUUCUUCGUCACGGUUACCAAUACCGUUGUCGACAACACUAUACCGGUCAUCAGCAACUGCCCCGCAAACCGGGCCGUUACGGCCGCCCCUGGUGCCACCAGUGCCGUGGUCAGCUGGACUGAGCCGACUGCAACGGAUAACUCCGGCCUAGCGGUCAACCGUGUGUCCACAGCGCCACCCGGCAGUUCCUUCAACCUCGGCUCCACAGCGGUUAUUUACACGUUCACCGACAACUCUGGAAACGAGGCCAGGUGCACAUUCACCGUAACAGUGAACCCAGGUACCAUCGUUGACAACAUUGAUCCGGUCAUCAGCAACUGCCCCGCAAACCGGGCCGUUACGGCCACCCCUGGCGCCACCAGUGCUGUGGUCAGCUGGACCGAGCCAACAGCUACCGAUAACUCUGGCCUAGCAGUCAACCGUGUGACCACUAAUCCAUCCGGCAGUUCCUUCAACCUCGGCACCACAGCGGUCACUUACACGUUCACCGACAACUCUGGAAACGAGGCCAGAUGCACAUUCACCGUAACAGUCAACAGUGGUACAGUCACAGACAACACACCGCCAUUCAUUUCCAACUGCCCGAUGACUGCUGCGGGCUCGCUGGCCCAGGGCGCGACAACCGUCACGGUGACGUGGACCGUCCCGACCGCCACGGAUAACUCCGGCGGCACCGUGAGCAGAACAUCCACCCACAAUUCUGGGGACUUGUUCACCGUUGGCAACACCCAAGUCAGAUACACGUUCACCGAUCCCUCUGGCAAUGAGGCUCGCUGCGAGUUUGUCGUCAUGGUCUCACCCUUCAGCGGCACUGACAUGCAAGCCCCCGUCAUCUCUGGUUGCCCCGCGCCCCAGACAGUAGCACCCGACGCUUCCUCCAAUGUGGCCACUGUGACCUGGAUUGAGCCCACCGCGGUGGACAACAGCGGCGAGGUACCCAAUGUCGCCAAGUCGCACACCCCGCCGGCCACUUUCCCGGCCAACACCGUCACCCGGGUCUCCUACAUUUUCUACGACAACUUUGGCAACUUUGACAAUUGCGACUUCCUGAUUACAGUAACAUCAAGCGACCCAGGCACUGACAGAACCCAGCCCGUCAUCAGCGGUUGUCCUGCUGGCGCCUCGGCAGUCGGGACCAACAAUGCCGUGGUGACGUGGGUAGAGCCCACGGCGACAGACAAUGACGGACAGCCCGUCAACGUCGUCCGGAGUCACUCACCAAACACCGUCUUCAAUCUCGGGUCCACCACCGUCACCUACACCUUCACCGAUACAACGGGCAACCAAGCCAUCUGUGCCUUUGUUGUGACAGUGACAGGUACAGUGGACAACAUUCAACCGGUCAUCAGCAACUGCCCAAGCAACAGAGCCGUGACAGCAGCCGUGGGCGCAACCAGUGCUGUGGUCAGCUGGACCGAGCCAACGGCUACCGAUAACUCCGGCCUAGCGGUCAACCGUGUGACUACUAAUCAACCCGGCAGUUCCUUCAACCUCGGCACCACAACGGUCACUUACACGUUCACCGACAACUCUGGAAACGAGGCCAGAUGCGCGUUCACUGUAACAGUGAACCAAGGUACAGUCACAGACAACACACCCCCGGCCAUUUCCAACUGCCCCACGGGUGCUUCGGCCACGCUGGCCCAGGGUGCCACAACGGUUGCGGUGACGUGGACCGUCCCGACCGCCACGGACAACUCCGGCGGCACCGUGAGCAGAACGUCCACCCACAAUUCUGGUGACUCGUUCGCCUUUGGUAACACUCCUGUCACGUACACAUUCACCGACCCCUUCGGCAACGAAGCGCGGUGCGAAUUUGUCGUCAAAGUCUCGAGUCCAACUGCAACGGACAAUGUAGCCCCAGUGAUCUCGGGAUGUCCUACGUCCAGGACAGUGGCGCCCGAUGCCGGACAGACCACCGCCACCGUUUCAUGGGUGGAGCCCACUGCGACAGACAACAGCGGUCUGGUACCAGGCAUCAGUCGGUCCCACACACCCCCGGCUACUUUCAAUGUCAACACCGUCACAAAUGUCGUCUACACCUUCUUUGAUAAUUCGGGCAACUUUGACCAGUGCCGUUUCACCAUCACUGUCACAGCAAGCACAACUGGCGAUCAAACCCCGCCCGUAAUCAGCGGCUGUCCGAAUGGCGUCGUGGCACAAGGACCAAACAACGCCGUGGUAUCGUGGGUUGAGCCAACGGCAACGGACAACGACGGACAGCCCGUCAACGUCGUCCGGAGUCACACACCAAACACCGUCUUCAACGCUGGCUCCACGACCGUCACUUACACGUUCACCGAUACAUCUGGCAAUGACGCAAUGUGCUCUUUCCUUGUGACAGUUUCAGGCGACCAAACUGCACCAGUUAUCUCGGGCUGCCCCAGCAACCAAGUAACUACGGCAGCCACUGAUGCCACCAGUGCCGUGGUCAGCUGGACCGAGCCGACGGCUACCGAUAACUCCGGCCUAGCGGUCAACCGUGUGACCACUGCGCAGCCCGGCAGUUCCUUCAACCUCGGCUCCACAACGGUCACUUACACGUUCACCGACAACUCUGGAAACGAGGCCAGAUGCACAUUCACCGUAACAGUCAAUGCUGCAACUGCAAACCCAUGUAACAGCAAUCCAUGCCCUGAUACCCAGAGCUGUUACUAUCGUGACAACGAGUACUUGUGCCUGGGCGACGCACGACGAAGGCGUGACGUUGAAGAAAUCGCAGCGGUCCCCACAGUUGAUUGCAAGUGCGAGAACGGCGGCGUUUGCGUUGGCGACAAGGAAAGUGGCAUGACCUGCGCUUGCCCGGAGGGUUACCAGGGAAUGCUCUGCGAACAAGCUUUGACAAUCAAAGGAGUGUGCGAGCCCAACCCUUGCGCUAACAACGGCACCUGCGUGGAGUCCUUGACGGCAACAAACCAGCUCACCUACCAGUGCGUCUGCAACCCCGGCUGGGAAGGCUACCACUGCAAGAGAGCCAAAUCUAUGUCAGAUCCCGGGCAUGACCUGGCCCCCCGUCCUGAGUGGACCUCACCGAUGCAGCUGAUCGUAGGAGGCUCCAUGGCCAUCUUGGGAACCAUCGUCAUCAUUCUGGCUGCUACCAUCUGCCGCCUGGCCCCCCGCCGCUUCACCGGUAACCAAAAGUUCCGCAUAGACGAGGCGACACUUGUGCAGUAAAACCACCCAAUUUGUGUUUUGAAAAGGGUCCCUGCUGUCCAAGUUGCGGCUUCCAGCCAUGAAUAAACUUAACAACAUAUUUUUUUAAAUUUUUAAUCCUUCUAUAAUAUUUUUUUUAUUAAUAGUGUUAUAAAAUUGUGUAGUUUUUAGCCUCUAAAUCUCUUAAUGCAGCUUUUAUUUGUAUAUUUUAGAACAGUUUUUACAAAGUUUCUGUGAAAUAUGUGAUUAUCCGAAGGAGAAUUUUCAGGAAGAGGAUUAAGCCAUGUCUAAGGCUGUGCCCAAAUUACUUGGCUAUGGCUUGAUAUUACACACGAGUCUAUGGGAAGCGGCUGUAGCCGCUACCAUAGUGUGUGUGCAAUUUUAAGCCAUAGCCAAGUAAGUAGGAUGCGGCUGCAGCUGCGGCUUUCAACUACACAUGUGCUAAUGGAAGCGGCUGAAAGCCCUUCCCAUAGACACUUGGUUACUGUUAGCCAUAGCCUCAUUAUUCCCAUGUAGCCUGUAUCUUUAAUUUCAGCCCUGUAUUCACUUAAGUGUUUUUUUUGUAUUUAACCAUAAAGUGUAGUUUUUAAUCAAGUCCUUUAUGCACAUCUAAAGUUGGGAAACAUGUAACACUAAAUGCUUCAGAGAAAUUUGACGCAUAUUUUGGGUUUAUCCCGUUAGCCUAUUUGGAUGCAUUGCAAUAUGGCAGCAUGCUGGUCAUCUAUGCAAUAGAUUCUUAUCCUAAAAAAAAGGUGGCAGUAAUUUGUAUUAAUUAAUCAAAGUUUGAUUUUGAUUGUAAUCAGUUAAAAGUCUGUAUUUUUAAUCUGGAUAUCAUUGCAAAACCAAACAUGAGGUGUAGCUCAGUUGCUAGAUACUACACAUAAGCAGAUAAUUUGUUAAAUGGAAAAAGACUAAUUGUUUAGACCUGCAAAUGGAUCAGACGCAAUUACAAUCUGCUAACUAAUAAAGUUGAUCAGAAAUCAAUCAGAAUUCAGACCCAAGAAGCCUGCUUUAUAUCGCAUGGUCAUUUUUUAAUAAAAUUAUGUAAGAACUAUUAUGACAUUUUCUAUAUAAAAGUAGUUUUGAGAUUAAAAAAAAAUAUCAAUUGUAUGAAUUUCAAUCAAAUUUAAGUUUGUGAGGUCUAUAUUUCAAGUUAGCCAUCUGUAAAAUUAUGUGUAGAUUUAGAUAUGAUUGAGGAGACAAUUUGUAAACAGCUUUUGUACCGAAUGAAAUCGGUCUGGCGUGGAAAUCAAUAAAACAACCGACACCCCAAAUUGUGUCUGAUGUCCAUAAAA